This is a messenger RNA of Pangasianodon hypophthalmus (striped catfish), 3551 nucleotides long. RefSeq names its product major facilitator superfamily domain containing 4Aa (gene slc60a1a). Lineage: Eukaryota; Metazoa; Chordata; Actinopteri; Siluriformes; Pangasiidae. The record is from RefSeq and is a predicted model, not a curated record. Gene Ontology annotation, biological process: transmembrane transport. The coding region runs from base 215 to 1765 and encodes 516 amino acids. The transcript has 10 exons.
GACGGUGCUGGAGCUAAAUAAAGUCGGUGUGGUGUGGUGUGGGAGGAUGUGGUGGGAGGAUCAUGUUGAUGCUUGAACACUUUCCAAACUCCAGCACUUUCACUCCGUCAUGCGCGUGUCUGUGAGCGGCUGCGGCAGGUUCACGCACUGAUGUAGGAGAGCGCGCGCACACGCCACGCCACGCCACGCCGCGCCGCGCCGCGCGCGCAGAGCGAUGAACCUGGACCGGAACUGUAACGUGGUGCAGAGUGUGGUGGGAUCCCGCAGCUGCGCGCUGUUCCGCGGCCACUGGCAGCCCACGCUCACCUACUGGAGCGCCUUCUUCAGCUUCGGCCUGUGCCUGGCCCUGCUCGGCCCCACCGUGCUCGACCUGCGCUGCCAGACGCGCUCCAGCCUGCAGCAGGUCACUCUCGCCUUCUUCGCGCAGCAGCUCUGCCUGUUCGUGGGAAGCUUCGUGGGCGGUUUCUUCAGCAAGUCACUUUGCUCCUCUUUGUCAUCCCUCGCUUCAUCCACAUUCAUCAUCUCACUGGUGUUCGCCUUCAUUCCGCUAUGCAGCAAUUUGCUGAUGCUGGUAGCUGCAAUGGCUAUUACAGGCCUGGCCAUGGGCAUCAUCGAUACCAUCUCCAACCUGCAGCUGGUGAAGCUCUACCAGAAAGACUCCACUGUCUUCCUCCAGGUGCUCCACUUCUUCAUUGGACUCGGGGCAUUGCUGAGCCCCCUCAUCGCUGACCCGUUUCUGUCUGAAACUGACUGCAUCUUAGGAAACACCACCAUCAAUUCAUCAUCAACCAUGAAACACUUGAGGAACACGCUAUCUGGCAGACACCUACAUAACGUGUCCCACAUUCCUCUCCAUACUGAAGGAGAAGUGGUGACCAAAGUGUCCUACGCCUUCUGGAUCAUGGCGUUCGUCAAUCUUCCUGUGCCUAUCGCCGUUCUGGUUCUAAUGUAUCGGGAGCGGCUGCUCCCAUGUUGCCCUGAGCCCAGUCCUCGUCUCUUGGGUGGGGAGUCGCACUCGGAUACAGUAAAGAUGCAGAGAAUCUCGGAGCAGACUGACAUGAGCACGACCGAGCUGCACGAGCCUACAGGCCACAUGGACAUGCUAAACUGCUAUCACCUCAGCAAGCUGAAAGGACUUCCGCCAUCUUUCUUUGGGCUCCAUGUCUUCGGAGGGAUGGUGCUUUUCUUCUCUGAUGGCAUAGUGGGGUCAUACACGGGUUUCAUUUACACCUACGCAGUGGCUCCUCCCAUGAGUCUAUCGCACAAGAUGGCGGGCUACCUGACCAGCGUGUUCUGGGCAGCCAUCACAGUGGGGCGUCUGGCCUCCAUUCCGCUGUCUUACCGGGUCAAACCCGUUCGCCUGCUCAUAUUUAACCAGGUUGGAGUGAUAGUGACUCAGUUGCUUCUGCUCAUCCUCUACACGAACAGUGCCUUCCUCUUCAUCGGUACCUGCUUUCUGGGUCUGUUUAUCAGCAGUGUCUACCCGUGCAUGCUGGCUUUCACGGAAGACCUCCUUGACUACAAAGGUUGUGCCACUACAGUCCUUGUGACCUCUGCUGGAAUGGGAGAGAUGCUUCUGCAGUUACUGGUGGGAUCGAUGAUCAACACGCACGGCAGUUACAGCUUCAUGUUGUGUGGCAUGAUCUUUGGCUGCAUGGGCUUCACACUCUUCCUGGCACUGCUUUUAGUUCAACACAGACACAAAAAGUACUUAGCAGGCUUUUCUAUUUCCCAGUGUACUCUUUCUCUACUGAUAAACAGGUAAACUGUGCUAGCUGCCAAAUUAUGAAACGGCAAUGCUUUUUUUUUUUUUUUUUUUUUCUACCAAAUAAUGAACUUGAAAUUAUUCCUCCACGUUUUGACAUUUUUGGCAAAAAGGGAAUUAAUGUUUUGUUAUUAACUUUAAGUGUGAGGAAAAAGAGGCUGUUAAGGGGAGCAACAGUUUAUAGCUGCUAUAAUGUAACUGAGAACAGGAAGUAACUUGUUUUGUGGCUCUUCCACAACAUUAAAUGUAACUAUAAAUGGUUAGCUAUAAAAAUUAGGACGUGUCGUUCGUAAAUUGAAUUAAGGCGAAUUGCUGCAGUAUAAGCUGAAUAAAACACUUGGGUACAUGGAAAUAAUCAACUUCACGGUGGUAAGAGUGACUCUGCUUCAUCAAACCAACUCAUUAUUGAUUAUUUUCCUAGAAUAGUACACUUGGGCAUGUAUUCUUCUCGGAAAAUAAUCAAUAAUGAGUUGUUGUGAUGAAGCGCAGUUAACUUUACCACUGUGAAGUUGAUCAUUUUCCUUAAAAGUAUAAAACAAUAGAAAGGCUCCUUGGACUGUAUUGAGGAUCAAAUGUUUGUGAUUCAGUAUCCAAAAUUCUCAGAAUUGUCGGAAUUCUGGUCCAAACAUCAGUCAUUUAAUAUCAGUUAAUCACAUUCCAAACACUGACAGCAUUUAAAAAUCAAGCAUUUAUUUUAAACAGAGUGAGUGUAAUAAGAUUAGAUCUUCUAGCAGACAAUAGCGUUUUAAUAUAAGCUUGCUUUUGCAUGCAGAAAGUCAUAAAAUGCACAUCCCACUAGCUUCCUGGAAAAGCUUCCUCGUAUUGUGCUGUGUAGCUGCGGGCGUGCUGGGCCAAGUCCAUGACCUUUGACCCUGAAGAAGCAGUUGUAGCUCCUUGCACUGCCAGCGUAUUAUUAAUAUCCACUGUACUGCAUUAAAUAGCUGCUUAUUUACAUCUGUUUGGGCUUCCCAGGUGUCUAAGUUAACACAACAAACCUCAGACACGGCUGACUGAUUUUGUUUUCUUUAAUAUUUGUCCUUUUAUUCAACAUCCACAAUAGCUAUUAAGCCGAAUCGACAGUUGUAAACAUUUACGCUGGUUGUCACAGAUUGAAAAGACAAUGGGACAAAACGUUAGCAUUUGCACAUUAGAAUUUCUUACAGGCUGAACAACAUUUACAUGAUAUGUUUAGGACUGGUCACUUAUCAAGGCAGUGUUGGAGGAAAAAAAACUUUUUUUCACUAAAUUUUAACUUGUGCAUCUUAGAGAAAGCAUGAUUGUGUGAUUGAGUUGACUUUUUUUUCCCCCGUCCAAAUUCUCAGAAAAUUAAAUGCUUAAGAAAAAAUAAAUUCAUUUAUAGCUUGAAGAUGAAUGGGCCACAAAAUGAGUAUAAUUUUGGAAAAAGUAGUAAAUAUAAAGAUUUCUUUAGCUGUGCAGUAAAAGAUGUACGUGCAUAGAUUCAUCUUUUGUAGUAGGGAAACUGGAGGUAUGCAGUUUUUCUUUUUUAAUCUGAACAGAAUUGUUUAACAUGAUAUAUUUAAAUUUAAGUGCCCCAGAGAAAGUUAACACUGAAAAGUUAUACACAAAAAUAUAUUACAGAAGUAUGGGAAUGCUACAAAUUUAAAAUAAAAAAAAAAAAAGACCCGAUUUUAGAAAAGAAUGUGCAGGACUAUCUAAUCACUUAAAAGAUACAGAUAAUAUUUACACACAAGCAGACAAACAUAGAAAAGCUAUACAUAAAAUGUCAGCUUCUUUUUUUUUUUUUUUUUUUUUUUUUUUUUUUUGG